Molecule: messenger RNA, 522 nt
Organism: Malus domestica (apple)
Lineage: Eukaryota; Viridiplantae; Streptophyta; Magnoliopsida; Rosales; Rosaceae
Source: RefSeq, a predicted model, not a curated record
CCAAAACAGAGUGCAAAAAGAAGGGGAGGAGAGAGAGAGAGAGAGAGGAGAGAGAGAUGGCGGGUGCGUUUUGGGGGACGCGAGUGCUGGAGAUAGUGAAGAAGCACGACUCCGGCGGUCUUGUUUGGAAGAGAAUAAAGCUGACCACCACCCGUAAAGCCAACGCCAAGAAGCGCCUCCUCCGCGUUUGGCAGAAUGAAGCUGUCCUGAGGGCAUGUGCAGAAACACCUUCACAGUCAUCUGGUGCUGCUACUGUUGGAGUGUCUGAGAAAGAAAACACAGGUAGCCAAUAAUGUGAGUAAGGAAGCUAGGCAAACCUGGAUGCAUUAGUUCAGGAAUAGCAAUGCUAUAAAUGUCAACUAUUUGUUAUAAUCUUCGACUGAAUGCUAUCCUGAACUUCCAUUUUGAUCUUUCUAUUUCUAGAGUUGAGCAUUAAAGUCCUGGACUGAAAACGAUUGUGGUCUUGUAUAACAUGGAUAACUCCGAUGAUCAAUAAGACUAUUCUGUAUUGCUUGUUGUCAA